AUGUCACCCAUAAUUAUCGACCGAUUAGUAAAUCUAGAGAACUUGAACUUAAACUUUGCAAGACCCCAAGCCCUGUACGAAACCUCACCCGCCAACUCAUCGACUCCUCUCAUAACAGCAAGGACCGUAGUGAUUUUAAUAGAUCUGAUAAUCGUCGUAUUCAUCUCUCUUUUACUGCUAUUGGGCUACUUUCUCUAUCGUCGUCAACUCAAAAGGAAACAGAAAUUCACCAAAUCCAUCGAAACUUCCGAGGCAGAAAUGGCCUCAGAAUCGAAGGGAGCAGUAAUUAUGGACAACCAUUGCACAUCUGCAACGACCGUCGUAGAAAAGGAAGAACCGACAUCAAAAAUCUAA
Molecule: messenger RNA, 354 nt
Organism: Puccinia triticina
Lineage: Eukaryota; Fungi; Basidiomycota; Pucciniomycetes; Pucciniales; Pucciniaceae
Exons: 2
Coding region: 1-354 (117 amino acids)
Source: RefSeq, a predicted model, not a curated record